AUGAGUGCCUAUAGCUUGUACGGAAAGAGGUGCGGCGACCCCAGCCACUGGCCGCAGUGGAUUCCGCUCACUGGGGAGCCGAACGCCUCCCUGCCCGUCCCACCCCAGCCUCGCUCCCCGACACUGUCGACCAACGCGACUUCGUCGCCCGGCAUCGACGACGGCUCGCGGGAGGCUUGGAUAGACGCACUGCUGCAGUACGUGACACAAUGGAUGGCGAUCUUACCAGGUGGUAUCAGCAGCGAGACAGAAGCGGCGCUGCAUGGCGCAGAAAUCCCUACAGGGAUCUUCUCCAUGAACGCAACAGACAGCGCACGCGCGUCGCCGCCGGUGCAGCCAGUAGCCAUGCUGAACGCGAUGCUAGUGAGUCUGCCCACCGCCGUAGCGGCCCCGCACGUACAAGGACGGCCGCAGGGGGCCGCGUCGCCUCCGCGUCCCGAAGAAGCCGCUGAGCCUGGCUCGUCGCUGACUUCCACCAACGUGCCAGAGCUCACUCCUAUAAUCGAGGACACCCCUGCACGUCCUCCGCAGCUACUGGACGUGGCUGCGCGACUGCUGCGCCACAGCAAGUGGCUCGCCUCGGGACUGUCGCACGCCGCUGGACCGGCACCGCGGUUGCCAUCUGCUGCUCUCGUCUCCCACGCCUACCAACACGCGCUGCUUGCCGCGUGCAGCUCUGACUGGGUGAUACAGCUCCGCCGCGCAUACAAGGCGGGGACAGCGACCAAUGGCACCACCACAGCGAAGGCAGACGCGCUCGACCUGACAGCGUCGCUUCCAUGGACGCUGCCGCCUACAGUCCUCGCGGAGUCGUCUACGAGCGGACGCGCGAUGCAGCCGAUCACGGGCUACCGCGGUACGCUCGUCUUGCUUCUGUUCCAUCCACUGCGCGUCGUUCGCGUUUGGGCGCGUGAUAUGCUGCUUCGCGUGAUGACGUGCACCGCGCCGCAGCAGGAGGCCCCAGCGCCGAGCGAGUCGAGCAGCGACGGCGGUGAGCGUGCGCUCGCAACCCUUCUCUCCUUUUCACUGCGGCUGCUGUGCACGCUGAAGCACGUGUCGGUGCUGCCGGCCCAGGUCUCCUUUAUCAGCCUCCACGCACAUCCAUCGUCGACCGCCAGCGCGGCCUCGGAGCGACACGUGAACGCGGUCAAAUAUGUGAUGCAGGACCGCGUGCACACGGUCGUCGACGGCAUCUUCCACCUGCUCACGCUGCUCACCGCCUGGGACACGCACUUUGGGAAGGCGGUGGAAGCCCUGGCGAUGACAUCGACCGCAACCACCGACCGCGCGUCCGCCACAUCGCUGCCUAUCUUACUGGGCAAGUGCCGUGCAACAGUCCUGCUGCUCGGAGGCAGCCUCGUGCUCUACGGACUGCAGGGACUACAUCAAGGCAUCCAUCGUGCGCUGCUCGAGGCGUGGCGCGAUCAACAGCAUCGACAUCCGCUGAGCUUCUCCGAACGCGCGGAUGUGUCCCGCGCGUCGCAGGCAGCCAUGGCGCAGCUGCUGGGCCCUCUAAACGCUCUUCUUUCCAGUAAUCCGCGCAUGCCACGGGCGAAUGCGGUGGCAGCGACUUUCAUCCGCAGAGCGCUCGCUAAGGUCCUCGUGCACUGUCUCCUGGACAACGCCAGCGGUCUUGCGAGCACCAAGGAAGAAGAGGCGUGGCGCAGAGCGCGGCUGGAGUGGCUCUGGAUGUUCGCGGCAGCGCUCGAGCCGCCGACGCCGCGGACGGCGGCACCCCUGUCGGCCGAUGGUCCCAACGCGUCUGCGCCAUCCCCUGCGGGCCAUACCGACGCGGUUGCGCCUGAGCACCAGGGCAGUGGCGCAACGAAGGCGGCUGGGCAUGACGAUGCCGGCCCGGGAACGCUGGUGUGGGUGCCGGGGCGAUGCGCUGGUUGGUUGCUGCGGCCGCUGUUGAAGAAUGCGGCGCAACAAUUCCAGUGGGCGAAGGCGAUGGCGGCUGCGAAGGCAAAGCUGUCUGCCGGGGGCGCGGCGACUGCGUCGGACGGCACGGAUAGCCCCAUAGCAGUGCUCGACAAGGCCGUGUACGGUAUCUAUAUGCUGCUCGACAGCCUCGCCACAGCGCUGCCACGCCUCGUGCGCAGCACUUACCUGCACGACACGCUGGUGGCGCACGAGUCGCAACUCCUCACGCUCGCCAUUGGCGGCAUCGUGCACACCCGCAGCACACACGCGCUGCGCCUGCAUCGUCUUCUCUUUUACGCGGAUGUGCACGCGUUCGCGACGGGUGCUGCGGUCCAGGGGAGGGGUGACACCGCCCCAGCCGGCACGGUCGGUGUCCCGAGCGUGUGCCUCCAACGUUUGUGGCUCACGCUGCCAACGCUCAUUCUGCAGGUGUGCAAGAGCAGCGCCCUCUCUCCGGCAGACUGCGGUGGUCAUGCAGGCAACGGCAUCAGUGGCGGCCCUCUUCCCCUCUCGGAGGUUGUGGCGAGUCUGUGCGGUGCGCUAACGGUUCUGGCGGAGGAGGACGCAAUGCCGUGCCCACAGUGGCUCUUCAUGUCCCCAGCAAAGGUCAUGUCGCGCGCGCCGCCGCCUUUUCAGUGGGUUGUGCAGCGCUGCGUGCGCACCUUGGCAGACACGCUUCAAGAGCAGCAGGAACUGCUGAAGCGAGUGUGGCUGAGGCUACCCUCUGCGCCGACGGAGGCAGCCUACGCCUCGGCAGCGGCAGCCGCAGCGUCUCGGGCGCUGACGCAGGAAAGGCCGCUUCUGCGCCUUCUCUUCGCCAUGCGUUUUGCCGCUGCCGAGGACGCAGAGGCUGGCAAGCUCGCUGAGCGGCUCACCGCCGUGUUCUGCAUCGGCGUCACGAGCUCCGUCUCCCGCACACUAUCGACUGAGGCGGCCAUGUGGCUGUGGCGCCGCGUCGUGGUUACGCAGCCGGAGCUGCGCCUCCAUCCACCGCCUCACUCUGCGGCUUCCAUCGCCGCCGCCGCGGCUGCUGCUGCUGCCGGUGGUGGUGGUGGUGCCUGUGCGACGUGGGACAUGAACGACGCUGUCGUCACAAACACAGCACGCACACAGGGGCACCGAUGGCUGGCGCUCUUGUGCGCGUGCACCUUUGACCAGAUGAGCGAGUGGGAAGUGCAGUGCGGGUGGUGGAUGGCGGCUCUGCUGGCGGACGUGGUGACGCUGGACGUGGAGCAGCGCCGCGCGCUUGCUGAGCAGGUUAUUCUCGCUCUCCCCACUGCCCCCAUGCUGGCCCUCAGCGAAGCAGCCACGCACGCGGUGGGCAGCACCCAUCAGGGAGUCGAGGAGGCAGCGGAGGACCAGCGCGGUGCUAUCGAGAAGAAGGGCGAGCAUCAACUGCGGGACAAGGGGGCGGAGUCGACGCAGCACCGCCACAGUGUUGUUCAACGGCUCUUGAUCCAGGUGCUUCGCAAGGCGGAGCAGUACCCGCAGGCGAGCCUUGCCAGCGUGCUGCUGCGUAUCAGCGACGCUCUGCCGCCGGCCGUGGCUGCGCGCGAUGUGCGGUUUCACAAGCAGGUCCAGCCACUGCUGGUGCAGCUGUGCUCACGCAGCCCUGACGUGCAGAAGCGCCUUACUCAGAAUGGCGCCGUGUGGCUGCGCCGCUGCACCGAACAGGCGACGCAGACGAUGAACGAGUGUCUGGCAGAUCAGGAGCGCCGCUUCCGCCAAUUCGAGCUGGAGGAGGCCACGCUACGGCGAGAGGAAGUGGAGGCGGCGCAGGCAGCCGUCGCGGCGGAGCGCUUGCGCCACGCGAACGAGGUGAAGCGAGUGGCAGAGUUGGGCCAGCAGCGGGCCGCCAAGCGGUCCACCGCGGCGUCGGAGGGGUCGCAGAACGGCAGUGUAGUCAGUCUCCCCAUGCGCAAGCCAUCCACCACGGUAUCUCAUCACAGCGACCACGGCAGCUCAGCCGUUGCAGCGACACGCCGUGAUCUGCGGCAGCAGCAGCUCUUCCCGGACCGGCCCCUCGCCAACUUAGCGGUGAAACGGGAGCGCACGCCGCCCGUCGGUGGCGCAGACACGCGCAGUCCCAAGAGCGCACCACCGCGGCCGGCUGACAACGGCUCAUCUGCAAUGAUUGAGUUGGACGUGGACAGCGACGAGGGAGACGCGAUGGUCGCCGCAUCCGCGCCGGCGCCGCUUGCCAAGGUGCCGAAGACGUCCCCGUCGACCACGGCGUCCACCACGGCGCGGGCAGCUCCGACGCGGCUGCAGCACAAGCUGCAAGAGAUCAAUGCCCGCAACACGCACCGGGUGCAUCACGCCGAGCAGCUGCGCCAGCUGCAAGAACGCCUGCGCCGAGUGGCCAUCAGCACGAAUCUCCUUCACCUGCAGCCGCCACUCGUCCACGACAUUGUUGGCCCUGCGUCGCAGUGCAUGGCUCCUAAAGUCCCUGUGCUGCCAGAGGUGUUCGUGUGUGCGUCCGAUGUGUUGCGGCGGGUCUCCUCUGACGGGUCCGCCGCCUCCGCUGGUGGUGCAUCGCUCAACGCGUCUGCCGCGAUGUCCUUUGGCGACGCAGCGAGCGAGUACGCGGUGCGCUUCGCGCCGCACAUUGCGUUGGAGCUGCGCUACGACAUCAUUCGGAACUAUGAAGACUUCCUGGAUGGUGUGUGUAAAGGACACGACAGGAGCGGCACGAACUCGUCGCAUCACUGCCACCACUCAGCCGCGACGGCACCAGUGACAGCGGGCGAGGGGGCAUCGCCGUCUCCCGUGAAUUGCCUAUGGAACAGUCUGCUGCCGCUGCACCCGGGCAUCCCGCCAGCGUGCGUGGCAGUGCAGAGCAGCUGCGCGGCGUCACGCGGGCACAACGGCGAGGUCAUGCCGGGCCCGCAAACUCUGCACUUUGAAGUGCAAGCGUGUGCCAACCCCGCUGUUGACGUGUAUCUGCAGCGGCAGCAGCAACAGGCGCAAGGCACCCAUUCGAGUGCGCAGAGAGGCUCAACAACCUCGACGAUCAUGCACCCCAAGUCUGUUGAUGCGGUGGUGGUGGCGGCUGCGCAGCAGGGGCUCUCUGCCGCCUUCUCAGAAGGCGACGUCGUCGCUGUACUGCUGCCUCUGCAAACAAUUUUGGCCAAGUGGGCUGAGCGCGAGCUGCGGCGCCCACUCUCCGACUGCCCCGUUGCCGAGCUUGAGCAUCGCGUGCACGAGAUGCUCGGCACUCUGCCGCGUAGUUGGCGCACCCUCGGCUGCGCUGUGCAGGUGUGCAACGUGCAGUCGCUGCCGCCAGGGGGGCGUACGGCACACCUGUGCGCAACUCCAUCAGUGGUGGAGCAAUCAUCAGGCGAUCAUGGGCCUCCCUCGCUGCGCUUCUCUCACGUAUUUCGCAUGGCGUACGACACGGCAUCGUCGCCAACCUUCUACGUCACGAAGCUCACCUCUGUCAACGCCUCGCUGAUGGAGCUAGAGGCGCUGCACAAGAUUGACCAUACCCGCUUCGCUGCCACUCUCUACGACCCGCGCAGCACGGCACCUGUCGGUGUGGCCUUCUGCGGCUGGGCCAACUCGCUCCUCUCCACCGCAGGCCAGUCCCACGCCGUGCCGCUGCUCGACCAGCUGCGCGCGCGCCUGCUCCUGCAGCAGCAGCUCAACGACUGGCAAACUCGCGCCAUCCUGGCCGUUCUGUACGCCGCGUGUCCCGGCUGGGACGACGGGGUGGCAGAGCAGAGCACAUGGGCACCUGUGCCGCGCGCACCGGAGGUGCUCGUGGUUGAGGGUCCGCCGGGCACCGGCAAGACGCAGACCAUCGGCUCGAUGGCGCUAAACCUACUGCACCACCUCACUCGAACACGGGGCACGGCGCGGCGCAUCUUGGUGUGUGCACCGUCGAACUGUGGGGUGGACGAAGCGCUGCUGCGUGUGGUGCGGCUGCGCGAGCAGCUGCGGGGAGCUGCACCCGGUGGUGCGCAACGGCCUGCGCAUGCGGUGCUGGCUGGCGGACUGCUGCGCAUCGGUGUGCGAGACCGGGUGGACAGGGAAGUGCUGCGGUUGCCGGAGCCCGUCUUCUUCGACGACGUUGUCGAGCGGCACGUGAGCGGUGCCCCGGCUACUGCGGAGAGUCUCGGGCGUGGCGAGCGUGCCGGCGCCGCUAGUGGGAGGGCGGCCGUGCGCAGCGCCGUUCGCACGCACACGCUGGAGUCCGCCGCCAUCGUCUUCUCCACGCUUGGCUCGCUUCACCACAUUGGCCGCCAGGUGCAAGGGCUCGCCUUCGACGUGGUCAUCGUGGACGAGGCGUCGCAGGGAACAGAGCCGGCCGUGCUGCAGGCGGUCGCUCUCGCCAAGAGCAAGAGCGUGCUCGUCGGCGACUCCCGCCAGCUGCAGCCCACAGUGCUCUCCUGGGAGGCGAGCCGCUGCGGGCUGCGGCGCAGUCUGCUGGUGCGCUUGCUCGCCUGCGGCCACCCCUCUUUCCUGCUGCGCACGCAGUACCGCAUGCACCCCGACAUUGCCGCCUUCCCCAACGAGUACUUCUACGGCUCGAGGCUGCUCACCGAUCGAAGCGUGCUUGCGCGGUCGCGCGCACAUGACAGCCCAACCGCCGCGCCGGCGACCAUCGCGCAGAGGCUCGGCCGAUGCCCACGCUUUGUGUUCGUGGACGUGCGUGACUCGCCGAUGGAGCGGCGGCGCUGCCGGUCGCUGCUCAACCGCCGCGAGGCCACCGCUGUGGUGGACUACAUGCGGCAGCUGCGCGCGUUCUUCAAGAUGACGGUGCGGGAGAUGGCUGCGCACGUCGGCAUCAUCACCUUCUACACUGCGCAGAAGGACACGAUCCUGUCGACCCUCACGCAGGAGGAGCGCCACAGUGGCGUGCAGGUGGCGACGGUGGACAGCUUCCAGGGGAAGGAGAAGCGGAUCAUCCUGCUGAGCUGCGUGCGGACGCUGAGCGCGGCGCGGCUGCAGCAGCUGCAGCGGCACGCGGCGCAAGGGGAGAAGGAGCGCGACAGUGAUGGCAGCGACGGUGUUGCCAGGGAGGAGCGCAGCGCGAAUCGACGCCUCGGUCGCUACGGGCUCGGAUUUCUGGCGGACUGGCAUCGCCUGAACGUUGCGCUGACGCGUGCGCAGGACUUGUGCGUGUGCUUUGCGAGCCGCGACACCGCGCGUGCCGUGGGCAUGGCUGUCAUGGCAUCUGCGGCGCCGGCAAAUGGCAUGACGACGCUGGAUAGCUCGGCGGAGGAAGUGGAGCACCAGCUGGCGGCGGACGAUGAGGACCCACUGGCGCUGUAUCGCAUGCUGGCGCACGCUGAAGCUCGCGAUCCGACACUACAGCCACCAGCGAGUGAGCCGGUGCUGCUUGACGCGUCGACAGACUCCGUGGAGAUCGUGGACGCGCCAGGCGCGAGCCGCUCGCGAGCGGCUUGCUUGACGUACCAUUGCAAGGCUCACCUCGUGAGGGAGCUCACGGCGCGGGCACGGGCCGGGCAGGCGCAGGAUGGCCUCCGAAACGUGCAGUGA
Leishmania mexicana MHOM/GT/2001/U1103 is the source of this 7428-nucleotide messenger RNA. RefSeq lists its product as hypothetical. Gene Ontology annotation, molecular function: helicase activity. The transcript has a single exon. The record is from RefSeq and is a predicted model, not a curated record. The coding region runs from base 1 to 7428 and encodes 2475 amino acids. NCBI's taxonomy places the organism in Eukaryota, Euglenozoa, Kinetoplastea, Trypanosomatida, Trypanosomatidae.